Messenger RNA from Pseudoliparis swirei, 6274 nucleotides. It is a transcript of the gene efna5b, whose product is annotated as ephrin-A5b. The transcript has 4 exons. Gene Ontology annotation, molecular function: ephrin receptor binding. Lineage: Eukaryota; Metazoa; Chordata; Actinopteri; Perciformes; Liparidae. Gene Ontology annotation, cellular component: plasma membrane; external side of plasma membrane. The record is from RefSeq and is a predicted model, not a curated record. The coding region runs from base 1183 to 1797 and encodes 204 amino acids. Gene Ontology annotation, biological process: regulation of actin cytoskeleton organization; ephrin receptor signaling pathway; regulation of cell-cell adhesion.
CGGCGUCUUAAAAAAAACAGCAAACCCCCAAAAAAGCAAGAACGAGGAAGAACUACACAGCGCGCACAUGCGGGAGACCGCGAGCUCUUUCUUUUGUCCCAUUCUUCUUCUUGUUGAAAACCUGCACGUCGCGCGAUGACUUGUACAUGAGCACGGCACUUUGGGAUGCGGACAUUGGCGAGCGUCCCCGCGGAGAGAAGCGCGUGAGAAGCCACAACGCUGUCCGUUUCUCCCUCGGACGCCGAGAAGGACUCCUCCCCACCUCCGCCGUGACACCUCCGGUGAAUGACCGAGAAAGGAUAUCAGUUCUUCCCCCCCCCCCUUUUUUUUCUUUUUCUUCUUUCCUUUUUUUGUUUAGAAAACCGAAGACCGAGUCCAACGUCACCACUCAUCCACCAGUGGCUGACUGACUGUAUGGCUUUAAAAAGUUGCAUGGAGAACAUGGACAUCAUCUGACGUGCGUCAUUGGACACAUUGAGCCUCUCGCGCUCUCUCUCUCUCUCUUUUCUCCAUCACGCCGUGGACUGACUAUACCCCCUCCCUCCCUCCUCCCUCCCACCCCGUGCGCCUUGGCUGUGGAGUAAGAAGAAGUGUUCGGCAGUUGUCAUUUGCCCUGACACCGGCUACAUCCAGUAGCUCCCCCUCUGCAUCCGAGGGAACCGCCGCCACAGCGCGACACCAGUGCCCGUUGAGCUGCGCUGCCCUCGCUGUUUGUGCGCCGACAUCCUGCGUGAAAUUAAAAACAAGAAGAAGAAGACGAAAAAGAAGAAGAAGAAGCCUGUGAUCCAUCCGGACAACCGACCCGCACCAGAAGAGACGACACGGUGACGCGUCUGGUUUUUCGGGGGGGUUUAUUGUUGUUUCAACUUCCAAUCCCCGUCAACCCGAACAAGUGUCACCUCAAAGUGUCUCCUCUUCGAAUGGUCACGUCCGCGCUUUUUUUCUUCUCUUCUCUUCCCUCUCUCUCUCCCGUCGACCUUUUUUUUCUCCACGUUGCGCGCAACAUUGUGUUGUCGUGGUUGUUGUAAUUCGUUGAUCCUUCACAAACUGCACCGGCGUGCCCACACAUGUGAAUGGGACGCCCAUCACCUGUCCCAGCUGAAGCGCCCGCCGCCGCGUGUCCAAAACCCGACUGACUGACCGACACCGAAGAGGAAUACGUGCCGAAGUUUCGCUGUAGUGAUGCUGCAAAUGGAAAUGGUCAUCUUCCUCUGCCUGGUGCUGUUGAUGUGUGUAUAUAGCCAGGAGCCCAGUUCCAAAGCGGUGGCCGACCGCUUCGCCGUCUUCUGGAACCGGACCAACGCCAAGUUCUACCGUGGAGACUACCACAUCGACGUGUGCAUCAACGACUACCUGGACGUCUACUGUCCUCACUAUGACGAGUCGGUGCCCGAGGAGCGCGCCGAGCGCUACGUCCUCUACAUGGUCAACUACGACGGCUACAGCACGUGUGACCACACCGCCAAGGGCUUCAAGCGCUGGGAGUGCAACCGGCCGCACUCCCCCAACGGGCCGCUCAAGUUCUCCGAGAAGUUCCAGCUCUUCACCCCCUUCUCCCUGGGCUUCGAGUUCCGACCGGGCAGAGAGUACUACUACAUCUCCUCCACCAUUGCUGAGAACGGGAGGAAAACGUGCCUGAAGCUCAAAGUUUUCGUCCGACCAUCAAACGAUACCAGCCACGAGCCGGCUGAGCCUUCCCGAAGCGACGAGACGAGCGCCGCGCCGCACCUGCAGAACACGAGUCGGCUCCCGGCGUUGUUGUUGCUGGUCUGCCUAUCGGCGCUCUUCACUUUAUAGCGCCUCCCUCUGUCCGCGGAGGGCGUUUACACCUAGCGUGGCCUGAAGCUGCCCGAGGCCGCACAGGGAAGUGGCGGGAUUUUUUGCGUGGAGCGUGUUUGCCUGAUCGGGGCGUCAAGGAACCCUCUAUUUUUUUCAGAAGUAUAUUUCAGUGGUCUUUUCUCCGUCUGUGAGUGAAACAAGUUGAUGUUGGAAGUGGGAGAGACAGUUCCCCCCCUCUUAAACUUUCAACUAAGAUGCCAAAUCCCGUUUUUUGACACUUAGUGAUUCUUGUUUUCCGGUGACUUUUGACAUCCCUUUACAUCAUGUUUUUAUGUCAUUGCAGCACUGAUGUUUACCCACACACACACACACACACACGGACACACACAAGAGUCAAACACACGACAUUGAACAACACAAACAGUCUAUAGCAGUAUAUUUUUUUUUACAGUGGUAUACAGUAGCAGCAGUAGAACAGUGAAGAUAAUAGCUCUUAGAAAGAACUGUACAUACACAAAUGAAAAGCUUGUCCCGAGACCUCUCAAGAAGCCUUUUCCGGAAAAAAAUGUCGUGAUCAACUUCUGCUCGGCUAAAGGGAGCAGAUGACUUUUUAACGCCUCCAUUUUUCAAGGGAAGUGAAGUGCAAAGCUAAAAAAAAAUGAAGGUGUAAGAAAAGUUUUAAGCAGAUCAGACCAAAGCACUGAGAAACACGUACACGGCCCGCCGCACCUUAGCCCGCUGAUCUCCAGCCGGCCUCGGUUUGCAAGACAGCGCCCCGCUUCCUCUUGAAUACAGAGUGUGUGUUUAGGUGAAUAAGCCGCCGCCGGCUCGAGCGAGUGCGUGCGUAAAGCCGAUAUGGAAACGCGAGGCAUCUUUUUCUUCCCGCCCCCUCCUCGAGAGCGCGCCACGACCAGCUCGAUAAAACACCUCUCAAGCACAUUCGCUUCACUCACCGACACCGCUAAAUUGAAACUUUCUCACCAGACACUUUGCUAUUGAGAUCGGGGAUCAAUACCUUCUUUUUUUAAAGUUGAUCACACAAUUUCACAGCAAUAGUCACAGUCAUUUUAUGCAAUGUUUACUGAGCAGGGCUGCAAUUGUCCUCUCCGUUCCAUUGGACUGUUAGUCGAUGUUAACGCUCCCAUAAGCAUUUGCAUUCGCGGCUUUCGUUUCAGUUAUAUUGAUUGUUUAAGUGAUUGUUUCAACAACAAAAACGAAACAAAAGAUUUGCGGAUUAAUUGGAGACUUUAUUUUCUUCUUAACUUUUAGAUUAUUUCACUUUCUUUUGCCAAAUUGCAUCCCCAAAACAACGUCUCUGACACUAUCGCCUUUGCAUUUUUGCAUACUUUCUGAAAUCCACUUCAAUAAGAACAAUAAACAGAUGUCAUGGGAAAGUGUUCGACACUUUAAUUCACACGUACUUUUUCUAAACCACAGCUUUCACGCGUCCAGUAUUAGUUAGCCGGUCAUCAGUGUAGUGCAGCGUGUACAGGACUUAUAGCUUCAGUUAGUUGAAACCUCGUAGUGCGAAUGGAGACGGUAUCCAUUCAGUUUAAGGCAAUGCACAGCUCUAUUUAGUCUGGCCAGGUUUAUCUUAGCACUUACAUGAAAAAUAAAUUCACUGUUUCCUUUUAAUGACAUUCGGCAUCCUUCAGCUCCCAUGGAUGCCCAUGGUGCGUUCGCAUAACGACGGCUAUUCUGUCUCUUUUCAAACGAAAGAAGAGGGACUUUGGGACGGAUAGAGAAAUGAACUCCCUCUUUUUUUAGAGACAGUUUUUUUUGUUUUUUUUGCAUGACAAAUAUGCACCAGCUGGUUUGGAAAGAGAGAAAUAGAGCAAGAAAAAGAGAGCGGCAGCGCAAUUGCGUGUCCGCCGUCAGCUCCUCGUGUUACAGGUUUAAGUGACUCUUUAAUGAGGUUCAAAAUGACAGGCAUGUGGACCCCAUGUUGUGGCAAGGGGAGUUAUUCCUGGUAUUAAAAAUAGAUGGCGGAAGGCUUGGGGGGUCUCGGGAGGGGGGUGUAGAUUUCCUUCAUGAGGAGGGCGGGGGGGGGGGGGGGGUUAAAGCACCAAUGACCUCCCAGUUUGAGAGAACUGGUCCGUGAGGGAGAUUUUAAGGGAGGGACGCACAACGAGAUGGAAGGACACGGGAGGUAGCCGAAGAUGGCGUGACUAGAGUGCCUAUCAAAACAAGACCACGCUACUGACACAACCGCCGCCCGACGACAAACUUAUUGUUCAGUGUCAUUCUUGCUCAAAAAGCGUGCACUCUUUUGUUUUUUUUCCCGCUUUCUUUUUUUAUCUGUGUGGUUUUUGUUGUUGUUGUGUUUGUUCCCAGAAAGACUGCCUUUGCCUUUCAUGUCUUUUCUUUCCGCGCCACGGUAAUAACAAUGCUAUGACAGCAGUAUAGCAGCUCAGCUAUGGGGGGCAAUAGGAGCCGAGGAUAUUUAAUGAGGUACUAAUUUUCUGGAGAACACUACAAGGGAAUGAGCGCCGCAUAAGAUUCAGAAUCGACUCUCGUCAGCAGAUUAACACUCGACUUUUAUCAGAUACCAGCUUCAAUUGUACUCUCUUAUACCAAUACUACUCAAUUCGUCAUUAUGGCUAUUAUUACCAUGGUUUAUUCUGUACACACUUUGACCUGGGAAACGAGGAUCAACUUAAAAAAGUGGAUACUGUGUAUCCUGAGGUAGUCGACCAUAGAACAAGUAGUCUUAGGUUAGUAUCUGUUUUGUACCUUUCUGGAGGACAAAAGAAAGAAAGAAAGAAGAAAAAAAAAACGAGAUCAUUGUUAAAACUGUAUAAUUAUUAUUAUGAUGAUGAUGAUUAUGGCUAUUAUUAUUAGGAAAACCUUCUUGAUGUAAAUAGUGUUUGAUAUUAAAGUAUUAAUUUGGUUCGUAUGUCUUUUCUAAAAAAACGAAUGCGGUAUCACCUCUGGGUUUUCCGGAGUGCGUGCCGUCCUCAAACAACGCGUUGUGUGCUUUGGCCCUCAGCGCCUAAAGGAAACGCCGAGCUCAUACGCUGGGGACACCUGUGGGAGCUGUGCAUUCGUGUGCCGAAGGCUGGACAGUAGCCAAUCGAGUGGCUCACCUGUUACAUGUUUCAAACCAGUCACCAACGUCACAUCUCUUCAUCAGGAUCCUGCCUUGGAAAGUAACACUUUGGACUUUAUGGACGGCUUAUUUGUACUUUUUUUUUUUUCUUCUUUUUUUGUUGCCUUCAGCCUUUUGAAAGCAUGUUGGUCAGCUCAAAGAUCUGCCAUGAGUGGUACUGUUUUGCUUUUUAAUGGGAGGAUCUCGCCGGUUUCAUUAUGUGGCAUGCGCAUGAACUUUGAUGACAUGUAUUUUUAAAAAAACAGGAAAAGAAAAUUCUACAAAAAAAGUUUCAAAAAGAACGUUUCUCUUUUUCUUUUGCUCUUUUUUUCUUUUUUCCUUUCGAGUCGUGUUAAGAUUUUCGGAUCACUUUUGAUGUGUGUUUUUGCAUCCCCAUUUGAGUGAUGUCAUUAGAGCUGUGUAGUGACAGAUGACAAAUGUACAUAACACAAACCAUUGUUGUGAAGUUACAGUGUGGGUCGGCCAUUUUGUAGUUCAAAAGCAACUCCUUUUUUCUUUCUUUCUCUCUUUUGUUCCCUUCUCAGAAGAAUGACUCUUUCUGUACCCAUCUACUGAAUUUAUCCCAUGUAGUUGCAGUUUGUCUCCUCUUGACUAUUCAUCCUCUUUCUGCUCUCCCGAGAGGAGGCGUUUUUGGGAGUGUACACAUCCGUGUGUGAAGAAAACAAUGUUUGAGACCUUUUGAGUUUAUUGUGUGUGUGUGUGUGUGUCUCAUUUACUGUUGCCGCAGUGAAUGGGAAGCGGCAACCCUCUUUGGCAACGAAGAGUGUUUCCCAUGCCUUAGCCCUCCAGCCUCUGCCCUGGCAGCCCCGUCUGUGUACAAGACGCUUUCUGCCAUUGUGCUUUUACACGGGACGGCUGCUGCUGGCGUCGACGAGGCGACGAACGGGGCCCUUCACUCCCUUUUUAACGAACCCCUGAAUCGCUCGUCCCCCACGGUAGACGCUGGCCCUGGGCGCAGUUCACGGAUUAGUGCAACCCCCCUUUUCCACCUGAUGCUGAACCGGGUUGUCAGCGGGGUAAAGCCCACCAUCGAUCCAGGACCUGGAUCGAUGGUAGGCCCCCCCCCCCUCCUCCACCCCCCACCCUCCACCCUCCACCCUCCACCUCUUGCCGAUGAGCCACUUCAUGUCAUGCGCCUGUCCCGUCCCAUUCCUCGUGUGCUUGUAUAACCUCCGCCACACCACCUGCUGUUCUCUCACUUUUGAAACCCCAGCUCCCACUUUGUCAUCCGUGGGGGGACGGGGGGGACGGGGGAUAUUUCCAACCUUGCUCUUUUACAGUAUAUCGCCAACGACAACUAAAUUUGACAAAAAAAAUGAUCUGUAUUUGUAUAUACACGUGUCUGAACUAUGAGUAAUACAAUAAAACAGAAACACAUUGCUUUAA